Aphidius gifuensis is the source of this 741-nucleotide messenger RNA. Its product is annotated as mothers against decapentaplegic homolog 1-like. Lineage: Eukaryota; Metazoa; Arthropoda; Insecta; Hymenoptera; Braconidae. Gene Ontology annotation, cellular component: heteromeric SMAD protein complex. The record is from RefSeq and is a predicted model, not a curated record. Bases 1 to 741 code for a protein of 246 amino acids. Gene Ontology annotation, molecular function: RNA polymerase II cis-regulatory region sequence-specific DNA binding; DNA-binding transcription factor activity, RNA polymerase II-specific; I-SMAD binding. Gene Ontology annotation, biological process: BMP signaling pathway; regulation of transcription by RNA polymerase II; SMAD protein signal transduction. The transcript is spliced from 3 exons.
AUGAAUAAAAUAAAUGAACAAGUUAAAGAAAUUGAUGUAUCAUUGUUAAAUACGACAAUUGAAUUAUCAGCACUUAUUGAUAAUUUAUCAAGAUUUAAAACUCCAAAUGAAUGGGCAUCAAUAACAUAUUAUGAAAAAAAUAAUUCAAUUGGUACAUUUACAUCAAAUGAAAAUAUAAUAAUUGUUGAUGGUAGUACUGGUCCAUCAUUACGUUCAAGAUUUUGUAUUGGUUAUUUUGGUGAUAAAUUAAAUAAACAACAAGAAUUUAAAAAAGCAAGAAGUCUUAUUAGAGCUGGUGUUAAAUUUUUUUAUGAUGGUAAUGAUGUUUUUGUUACAAAUAAUUCAGCAACUGAUUUAUUUGUUCAUCCACUUGGUUUGAAUAAAUAUAAUAAUAGAACAGAUAAUACUGUUUAUCGUGUAAUAUCAAAAAAAACAUUUUUAAUAUUUAACAAAUCAAUAUUUCAACGACAAUUGUUGGAUCAUCUACAAGAGAGUGAUGAAGCUGCUGGUGAAUUAUAUAAUUCAUGUAUCAUAAGAAUGUCAUUUACAAAUGGCUGGGGUUUUAAAAGAUCUAUCAAUGAUAUAACAGCAAUACCAUGUUGGCUUGAAAUUAAAUUACAUAUCCCAAUUGGAAUACUAGAAUCAGUACUGGGACCAUCAAUAAAACCACCAGCUCUUGGACAUCGAAAAUAUGCAUCAAUAAAUCCAUCAAAUUGUCAUAAAAGCCAUUAUUAUUAUUAA